Molecule: messenger RNA, 1095 nt
Organism: Cynoglossus semilaevis (tongue sole)
Lineage: Eukaryota; Metazoa; Chordata; Actinopteri; Pleuronectiformes; Cynoglossidae
Gene: mtfp1
Product: mitochondrial fission process 1
Exons: 4
Coding region: 84-581 (165 amino acids)
Biological process (GO): mitochondrial fission
Cellular component (GO): mitochondrion
Source: RefSeq, a predicted model, not a curated record
UUCACGGUCCUCGGUUUCUCACACACUCCCACUCGGCGUGUACGUAUGUUACCGGGGGAUGGAGUAAAAGGAGAACAGUCAACAUGGGUCACGAGGAAGAAAACCAGAGCAAAACAGUGGACAUUUAUCGCGACACGUGGGUUCGCUUCCUCGGCUACGCCAAUGAAGUCGGGGAGGCCUUCCGGGCUCUGGUGCCAGUGAGUUUAGUUUGGGGCAGCUACGCUGUGGCCACUGCUUAUGUCACCGCUGAUGCUGUGGACAAAGGAAAGAAGGCAGCUGUGGCCCAUGGUGACAACCCAGGGAGGACAACACGUGUUGGAGUGGCGGUGGUGGACACCUUUGUGUGGCAGGCCCUGGCCUCAGUCAUCAUCCCGGGCUUCACAAUAAACAGAGUCUGUGCUGCUUCACUGUACCUGCUGGGCAGGACCACCAGGUGGCCUCUGUCUGUCCGCAAGUGGACCACCACAGCCAUCGGCCUCUCCACCAUCCCCUUCAUCAUUACACCAAUAGACAGGUCAGUGGACUUCCUGUUGGACUCAAGUCUCAGGAAAGUCUACAAUGAAGACGAGAAGCAGGAGUAACAGGUGGACCACGACUGGACAGAAUGACCGUCCGUUCUGUCCAUUCAAAUGUGCUGUGAGUUUUCUUGGCUGUGAAACAUCCAAAGACAUGGAAAGAAGGACUCGACACAGUAAGGUUUCACAGACAUAAAUAAACACACGUUGAUGCUGAAAGACACUAUUUUUCUUAGAGUAGGGUUAGUCGUAAAAAAAACUCAAAUGUAGCUCUGUGAAUUAUUGUGUCCCUGUGGGGACCUGCUGUUCUAACAUCUCAGGACAGUCUGGGACGGUGUUGGCCUGGUACAAAAAGGCCGUUUUUGUGUGAUUUUGGUAAUAAAAAAAAAAAAGUAAACUGUAGAUAGAAGUGUUGGUGAGAGUGAUCGGGAAGAUGAACUAAGUUCUACUGAAACCAGCUGAGCCACUCAAACUGGCUACGUCCGUUUCUUAUCAACAUUCUAUGGAGCCAACAGUUUGGAAACCAUGUGAAUAUUCAACUUUGCAAAAAAAACAAGAGUAACCCCUCAUCAUUCAGUGA